GCAAAAAGGAGAAAGACGGAGAGAACUAGACAGAGAGAGGACGAGAGACAGACGCAGACACACAGGCGCAGACACACAGACGCAGACUGUGUUUGAGGGGGGUAUCCCAGGGACCGAGUUAGACAGACAGAAACAGGUUGCCAAGGAAACACUCAAGGACAGAGAGGCAAACCGAGGGAGAGAGAGAGAGAGAGAGAGAGAGAGAGAGAGAGAGAGAGAGGGAGAGAGAGAGAGAGAGAGGAGGAUGGGAGGCCAGUGAAACACGCAGAAAGCCAAGUUCCCAGCAGAGGGAGAUCACAACUUGGACUCUUUGCCAACCCCUGGGAUGAGCUUUGGGGCCAUGGGGGCCCUGCAGCUCCCCAGUGUGCUGACCCGUCUUCGGACUGACCUCCUCUGCUACCUGUGGCAUGUACACUGGCUCCGACGAGCCGGGGGCCCAGCCCUCCGAAGCUUGGACCCGGAGCUGGGGGCUUUGCAAGUGCGGCUGGACCGACUGCUCAAGAGACUUCAGAUCUUGAUGGCUCGGCUCUCCCUACCUAAGCCUCCGCCCGAGGCCCCAGCCCCACCUCUGGCCCCGCCAGGGUCAGCCUGGGGGGGGAUCCAGGCAGCCCAUGCUGUGCUGGGGGGGCUUCACCUCACCCUGGACUGGGCUGUGAGGGGUUUGCUGCUGCUGAAGGCUCGACUCUAACCUCCCCUAAGGGGAGAGCAGAAGUUUGGGCCCUGGUGUGGGGGCCCUUGGCCUGCCUCCCUUAAAACCCUUUUUAAUUUAUUUAUUUAUUGGGGGCUCAAAGAGCUGGGCCCAUAUGCUCUGGGCCCCCUCAGAGUAGUCCCCCCCUUUCUGCCCCUUCCACACCCCAAUUUUACAGAACCUUGCACAGCAAUGCCUUCUAUUUAUAGCUAUUUAUUCGGGGGGUGCUGCUGGUCUGGAUGCUGGGGUCCCUAAGAGGAGAGGAGACAGGUGUCCUCUCCUCAGGGCCCCUGAGUGGGGGGGGGGAGGCUCAUCCGGCUUAAUGGCUGAGGGGAGACAAGAUCCCCCUCUGGUCUCCUCUUCCUUGCCCACCUCUAAGUUAUUUAAAUUAUCACUUUUCUUUGGGCUCAUGACUUGACUCUUCCAACCAGCCCUGGCCCUAACUUUGGUACCUAUUUAUUGUAGUUAUUUCUCCUUGUGUUUUGUACAAAAGAAAUGUAAGAGAUAAAGUUGGAUCAAUAAAAAAUUGGCAUCUUC
This is a messenger RNA of Dromiciops gliroides (monito del monte), 1225 nucleotides long. It is a transcript of the gene IL11, whose product is annotated as interleukin 11. The record is from RefSeq and is a predicted model, not a curated record. Gene Ontology annotation, biological process: positive regulation of cell population proliferation; positive regulation of MAPK cascade. The transcript has 4 exons. Lineage: Eukaryota; Metazoa; Chordata; Mammalia; Microbiotheria; Microbiotheriidae. Gene Ontology annotation, molecular function: cytokine activity; growth factor activity. Bases 326 to 688 code for a protein of 120 amino acids. Gene Ontology annotation, cellular component: cytoplasm.